AUGCAGACGAUGAAGGACGGGGAUUUUAUGGCUGGCGUUGACGGCACUUGCUAUGUCAGUCAUCAUCGUGCCCUCACUCAGAGCCAAGGCAAUAUCGGCAUCACAGUGAUCGCCACCUGUUUGAAAGCCUUGUUGCUCCUGACGCCCUGCCUUGGCAUGUUCUGGACCCACGCAUUGGAGCGCAGCGAUGCCGACAUUUGCGGGCCCUAUGUGUUCUGGAUGUCCAAGUGGCUUUGGAGCGCGCUUGCCUCCUGCGAGCUGUACCUGUUCUGCCUGCUGUGCUGGAGCUUCCACGUGGCGCGGAUCCAUGAGCUUGCCCUGCGGCGCAAGGCGGAAGCUGACAUGGAUGCGCGGCUGAACCCAUCCUCGCCCGAGCGCUUGCACAUCGAUUUCGGUGCGGCGACGUUGUCUUAG
This is a messenger RNA of Symbiodinium natans, 414 nucleotides long. Lineage: Eukaryota; Dinophyceae; Suessiales; Symbiodiniaceae. The record is from the annotation of a GenBank genome assembly.